Messenger RNA from Harpegnathos saltator (Jerdon's jumping ant), 2016 nucleotides. RefSeq names its product TATA-box binding protein associated factor 5 (gene Taf5). NCBI's taxonomy places the organism in Eukaryota, Metazoa, Arthropoda, Insecta, Hymenoptera, Formicidae. The record is from RefSeq and is a predicted model, not a curated record. Gene Ontology annotation, molecular function: RNA polymerase II general transcription initiation factor activity; protein binding. Bases 1 to 1959 code for a protein of 652 amino acids. The transcript has 11 exons. Gene Ontology annotation, cellular component: transcription factor TFIID complex. Gene Ontology annotation, biological process: transcription initiation at RNA polymerase II promoter.
AUGGAUAAUGACAAAAGCACUAUGCUUGCUGUUUUACAGCUUCUGAAAAAGUACAAUUUAAAGAGUACUGAAGAAUUAUUUAGAAAAGAAGCUAAUCUUCAAGAUGUUUCAAUUGAAGAUUCUCAACAAACUGAUUCUGAGGUAACCAGUGUCCUUUCUGCUUACAAAAGUGAAGGAGAUCCUGCAUUAUAUGAGAAAGCAUAUAGUGAAUUGAAAAAAUUUGUAGAAGGAGCUCUAGACAUUUAUAAACAUGAAUUGGGUACCAUAUUAUAUCCAGUUUUGGUACAUAUGUAUGUGGAAUUGGUUUACAAUAAUCAUCCUGAAGAAGCAAAACAACUUAUGGAAAAGUUUCGUGGGAAUUUGGAAGAAUAUUAUCAAGAUGAUUUAAAACGAUUGUCGAAUGUAACCAAACGUGAACAAAUGGCAGGAAAUGAAUUAACUGAUACCUUUAAGUCUAAUCAGUUUAUAAUUAGAAUGUCAAGAGAUACUCUUUCUAUACUAAAACGACAUUUGCAAGAAAAAAAACAUAGUGUUUUAUUAAAUAUCAUACAAGAACAUCUAUAUUUUGACAUGUAUGAGGGUGUUGCUCGUAAUAAACAACAAAUUGAUGCAACAUCUGGGGCUACAGUGGGAGAAGCUACGCGCCAAGAUAAUAAAGCCAAAGUCUAUUAUGGACUUCUAAAGGAACCAGAUAUUCAGUGUGUACCGCCAGCUGAAGAAGAAGAAGAUGAUACAGGUGGUGGAGAUGGAGAUAAACCAAAAAAGAAAAAGGCUAAGAAAGAUCCUUUAUUCUCAAAGAAGACUAAAUCGGAUCCAAAUGCACCACCUGUGGGCAGAAUGCCUUUGCCUAAUCUGAAAGAUGUUGAUAAACUAGAAAAAGUGAAAGCAUUAAGAGAAGCAUCAAAAAGAGUUAUUGUUGGACCUGAUACACUACCGUCCAUAUGUUUUUAUACAUUAAUGAAUGCUGUUCAUACCGUAACAUCAGCAGAAGUAUCGGAAGACUCAAGUUUAUUAGCUACCGGUUUCCGUGAUUCUGGUAUAAAAGUAUGGAGUUUAGUGCCACAAAAAUUAAGACUAAUGAAGACGGGUGAAGAAUUACAAGAUAUUGAUAGAGAAGCAGAUGAUGUAUUGGUUAGAAUGAUGGAUGAACGCACCUCUGAAACUGCAAGAAAUCUAUAUGGUCACAGUGGGCCAGUUUACAGUCUUUCAUUUAGUCCAGAUAGAAAUCUCUUACUUUCAUCAUCAGAGGAUGCUACAAUAAGAUUAUGGUCACUUCACACGUGGACAUGCGUCGUAUGUUACAAAGGUCACUUAUUUCCUGUGUGGUGUGUAAGAUUUUCACCACAUGGUUAUUACUUUACAAGCGCUUCGUACGAUAGAACCGCCAGACUGUGGGCAACAGAUUCACAUCAACCGUUACGAAUAUUCGCUGGUCACUACUCGGACGUUAAUGUAGUCCAAUUUCAUCCAAAUUCAAAUUAUGUUGCGACUGGAUCAAGCGACAUGACUGUGAGAUUAUGGGACUGUGUAACUGGCAGCCAAGUCCGUUUAAUGACUGGACACAAAGGGCCUAUUUAUUCCCUAGCUUUCUCAACAGAAGGACGAUUCUUAGCCUCAGCUGGUACUGAUCAUCGUGUACUAGUAUGGGAUUUAGCGCAUGGUCAUCUUGUCGCUGCUUUGUCAGGGCAUACAGGCAAUAUUGAGUGUUUAUCUUUUAGUCGCGAUGGCAAUAUUCUAGUUUCAGGAUCCUUGGAUUAUACAGUACGAUUAUGGGAUUUUACAAAGUUGGCAGAGGAAAUGAGCUUGGAAGACGUCAACGUUUCACACAAUCCAGAUGUGAAAACUAAUGCUGAAUCAUAUUUACUACGUACUUUCCCUACAAAAAACACAUCUAUUCUAACAUUGCAUUUUUCACGUAGGAAUUUACUACUAGGCGUAGGCAUGUUUGAGUCAACAUAAUAGAUAUAGAAAGACAGAGAUUUAUCUUCCCAUGUUUAUGCAAAAUAAUAUGUAUAU